This is a messenger RNA of Cuscuta epithymum, 1091 nucleotides long. The record is from the annotation of a GenBank genome assembly. Lineage: Eukaryota; Viridiplantae; Streptophyta; Magnoliopsida; Solanales; Convolvulaceae.
UUGUUGAAAGGUUUUGCUUAAGUAUAUAUAUCAUGGCUCAUGGGCAUUCAAAUAGAGAACUCCAAGAAAGAUUCCAGCACUCGGGUGAAACUAUAUGUCGAAUAUUUGGAAUUGUGUUGGAUUGUUUGAUGACGUUUUCUAAGGAUAUGAUUGCACCCGUUGACCCCACUUUUGAGAGUGUAGCACCUGAUGAAAGAUAUUUACCGCAUUUCAAGGAUUGUAUUGGAGCUAUCGAUGGUACUCAUGUUCCAGCGGUUAUAUUUGAAGAAAAAAAGAUAUGUGCUACAAUCGUAAAGGAUUUAUUAGCCAAAACAUCAUGGCAGCUUGUAGCUUUGAUCUUCAAUUUACAUUUGCCGUUCCGGGAUGGGAAGGAUCAGCUCAUGAUGCUAGAAUACUACGAGAGACACUGGAGAAUCCUAGUUUGGGAUUUCCCUAUCCCCCACUUGGUAAAUACUACUACGGUAUUUGGUAGAUGUGGAAUACUCGAUUCAAGAAGGUUUUUUGCCGCCACACCGUAAUACGAGAUACCAUCCAUCUUCUUUCAAUGGAGAGAGACCAAACUCGGGAAAAGAAUUCUUCAACAAAAAGCAUUCAUCGUUGCGUUGUUGCAUUGAGCGAACAUUUGGUGUAUGGAAGGCAAGGUGGCGUAUCCUUAGAUUCAUGCCUUCUUAUCCUUUUAAGGUGCAGGUCAAAAUAAUCUUAGCUACCAUGGCACUACAUAAUUUCAUCCAUCGAUAUUGUAAUGACGAUCCCGCUUUUCUUUGUUUUGAGACAAACCUUGAUUUUGUUCCUCAAGAUCGCAUUACUCCACCAACACAAGAAUCCAACGAAAGGUCUUCAAAUGAGGUUCGCGGUCUAAGCUCUGCACGUAUGAUUGCAUUACGAGAUGAAAUUACCGAAAAUUUGGGGCGUAAUAUGAGGCAACGUCGUUGAUAGUGUAUGACGAUUGCAUGUGUUCUAUUAUAUAUUUCCUUUGCUGAACGUAUUUUCAGACAUAAAAAUUUGCGAUGUAAUAACGUUAGUACUUUUUAUGUAGUUUGUGUAUCAUUUAUUUUUUAAAUGAACUCCAAUGAAUACUUAUGUGUAUUUUA